AUGGAGGCACAGGAAUCAUCCUCCUCGUCGUCCUCGUCGCCAGAAUCAUCUUCGAAAUCAAACCACCAAAAGCCUUUGCCCGCAAAUUCCAAAGUUGUAAUUUUGCCCAAAGCACAGCGGGUUGGUAUCCUUUCCGAAGCAGCCGAAUUUGGAAGGCUUACUCGAUUGAAUGAGCAUGUCGUGGAAGCAGUAGCAGGACCGACCGAAGUCGAUGACAUUGUCGAAAAAAGCCACAAACCACCCCAAGAUUCCAUUUAUACCACCAAUACCUUUCAAAUGGCCGUUCAAGAGGCUGCAGAACGAGGCAAACUGCGGAGACUGAAACCUGUAGUGAUUGAGAAUUUUAGAGAACGAGAAAAAGAACCAGAUUUUAAUCUUACCACAUUAUCACAGUUCAAGGAUGAUGGGACGCGGAUUGCCAAGUAUCUAGAAGACGAACGAUUGCGGAAACACUCGGAAUCUCCCUUGGAACGAGCGGAACGGCAACGAGAGGCAUUGGAACAAGUUAAAUUUCUCAGUCCAAAGGCUAUUCACAAACCACACGUCAAGACCAAUAUUCCACUGCGGAUGCGAGAAGAUGUCGCCAAAUUGGCGGCCCAACAAUCGCACGAUCGGAACCAUCGGAUUCAAAACGAAAAAAACGAACUCAAGGUUACCUUUCGGUGUCAAUGUCCGCACUGUAAGAACGCCAGUCCUUUUCAAACCAAUUUUUACAAAUCCUUGCAAAAAGAACAACUGCAACGAAUCAAAUCCCAACGGUCCUUUGCUGGCAAGAAGGAAGACGAAUCGGCGGCCCAAAAAAUGACGCCCACAUUGGGUGGAAUCACUGAAGGGGAGGAAGAAGAUGAUGAUGAGUACGACAAAGAAGAAGAUGAAACCAAAGUGGAUGAAAAAUUGUUGAAACUACGCAAGCAAGUAGAAGCUUCGAUACUGGUGGAAGAAGAACGGCGAAACAAGGAAGAGGCCGACCGCCUCAAGGCCAAUAAACAUGCCAAUAUACAAGCCGCCAAGGCCAUUUUGGAAAAGAAUCUCUUUCAACCAAAGCCAGAAAAACAGGAUAACAAGGUGGAGGCAAUUGAUCCAGAUGUGUUGUACAGCAAAACCUUUGGCAAGGCGUAUACAAAAAUAUCCAAGCGUGCCUCGGUAAUGGCUGGCGAGGAAUGGAAUCAACAGGCCACGGACGAAGAAAUGGAACAAGAGGAUUUGCGGCAAAUGACCGAACUGUACGAUCGACAAGAUGCUGGGGAAAAGAUUGACGAAGAGCGACUGUACGAAUUGGAACUCUUUGAUCGAGCCCGACGUGAUGCCUAUUUAAGCAAGGCGGAACAGCGGGAUUUGGAAAUUUACGCAAAACGAAGGAUACGAACCGACAAGUUCAUUGAAGAAUACGAAGAUGUCAUGAGUCGAUUGAACAAUGGGGAAGAAAUUGACGAACACCGGGCAUAUCAAUUAGAAUACGUGGUCAAGAAACGGGGAUUAUCGCAAGACUUGACCAUGGCCGAAGAAUCGGCCAUGAUUCAAUUUGAGACACAAGAAUACUUGAAUGAUGGACUCAACCCAGAUGAUUUCAAAACUUCGUUUGGCACAGAUGAGGAUGAUGAAGACGACGAAAUGGAUGAUGAUGAAGAUGAACGGGAUGGCGACGAUCGAAGUCAAGAGGAAGAGAACGCGAGUCAAGAUUCGGGGGCAUCGAGUCAAAACUCGGCAGCAGACGCGAGAAGUGUUCCGAGCAUACAGACAAAAUCAACGAGCGACGUUCCCGAUGCUAUUGAAAGUUCAGACAGCGACAGUACCCGUAGCAGUAACAGCAGUCAAAGCAGCCAAUCGAAUGAUGACAGCGAGGGCGACGAUUCCAGUCUAUCGUACUAUGAAAAGGACGAACUGCAAGACCUGACCGAAUACAAAGAGUCGGGGGAGCAAAUCGACAUGAAUCGGUAUAUGGAUCUUUUCCUAUUUGAUAAAUGGAAGAAUGGAGGGACAUUAGAUACAAAGGAAAUGGAACACUUGAAUAUUUAUCGAAGAAAACGGAAAGUCGAACGAAGCUAUCGAAAUGAGUUUGCCGAUAUGGUUCAAAUGCAAGCGACGGGGCAAGCAUUUGAUGAAGAACGAUUUUAUCUUCUCCAGCUAUUUGCUCGUCGACAGGUUGGGCAACCAUUGAACGACGAGGAGACGACUGAUUUAAUAGCAUUCGAAGAAGAGGAAGAAAGGCGAGAAGAGGAACGCCGGGAACAACGUAAAGCAAAGAAUCCAUCGCCCGCAAAAGAGGAAACACCCGAGAAGUCGGACGACGAUGAAAGAAGUGCCAGUUCUCGGGAGUCCAACGAUAGCAACGAGGACGAAAGGAUGGUCAUCGACAACGGUCCAAGCAUUUUUGAUCAUGUUUCAAGAAGAAGUCAUGUCAUGGACCAGGAAGCCAAGGCGAAAACAAAGUAUAGUCAGAGCUCGAAACCAGACCUCCCUGACAUUGGUGAUGAGGAGGACGAGGGGGAGGACGACGAUUCUAGGGAUUGGAGUCAAUCCGAUGCUUCUGCUGGUGAUGAGACAAAUCAUGACCAGUCGUUGGAUGGGGGCGAAUCAACAGCAUCGGAAAAUGAGCAAAAUAAUGAAGAGGAACGUUCUCUGAAUGACAAUGGGAAAGGCGAGAAUGACGAUUCUAGGGAUUGGAGUCAAUCCGAUGCUUCUGCUGCUGAUGCGACAAAUGACGACCAAUUGCUGGGUGGGGGCGAGUCAGAUGUACCAAAAACUGUGCAAAAGGAUGAAGAGGAACAUCCUUUGAGUGACAAUGGGAAAGACGAGAAUGACGAUUCUUGGGCCGAUGCUUUCGCUGGUGAUGUGGCAAAUGAUGACCAAUUGUCGCAUGGGGACGAAUCAUAUGCACCAAAAACUGAGCAAAAAGAUGAAAAGGAACGUCAUUUGAGUGACAAUGGGAAAGACGAGAAUGACGACAGCUCAUAUCUCUCCCCUGACGAGCUAAAUGAGUAUUUUCGACUCAUAGAGGACAAAGACAAGGGCCUUGACGUGGACGGAGACCGCCUUCAGUUGCUUCGGCUCAUCAAUAUGUGGCAAUUUGGGGAGUCAAUGAGUGUCGAACAAGAAUUUAAGCUGGAUGAUUUCAGGAGGAAACGCCGAAAAUCUAGAGCAUUGCAUAGAGAGUUUGCGACUCUUUUGGAACGCGGCGAGAAUGGGGAAGAGGUGGACGAGGACAGAAUAUAUCUAUUGGAAUUAUUUGCUCGGAAGCAAGUCGGCGAAAAGCUGACGGAGGAUGAGGUGGUACUCCUAAAUGAAUUGGAAGAGAAGGAAGGUCUGACAGAUGCAGAAGGGGAAUUGCCGCCUCCGUCAGCAAUGAAAGAAGUUGUGGAGAGUGAUUCAGAACUUUAUUGUGUUGUAAUUGACGACGACGAUUCCCUGCCAUCCACUGGAGAAUUUGAGGAAUUUGAGGAGCUUCUCGGACGCCAGGGGAGCCACGAGGAAUUUGACGAAAAGCGACUGCAUGCUCUACAACUCUUGAUGAAAUGGAACAAUGGCGAUGGCUUAGAUACAACUCAAAGAAAUGAUCUUGCGAGUAUCCGUUACCAGCGUCGUAAAGAUCGAUACUACAAAAGAGAGUUUGAAGACCUUCUUGCAAAAGGCGACCAAGGAAAUGAGGUUGACGAGGAUAGGAUCUAUUUUCUUCAGCUCUAUGCGCGCAGACUUCUUGGUGAGCACUUAUCGUAUGACGAAGUGGUUGAAUUGCAGCGUUUUGAAGACGACGAAGCAAUAUCUUUCGAGAAGGAACCGGAAAUCGCCCCCAAAAGGAAAGAGGAGCCAAGCACGAGCGGCUCUGAAGUUGAUAGUAAUGAAAUUAUGGCUGCUCCUGCACCAGAGCACUUGUCUGAAGCCGACGAAGAUUCAAAUCACCCAGUACUAGACCCACUUGAGCAAGUGUCUGAAGCCGACGAAGAUUCAAAUAAAUCAGUGCCAGACCCGUGGUCGAAUCCAAUUCCCGCGACAAAUGACAGAGAGGAUGGCGAUGCACCCUUGGAACUGCCAGAAGAUGCCUCGGAAAAGGCAGCUUCAAAUAGAAGCGACGACGAGACCGAAAACAUUCAUGAAAAGGAAUCAAGCGACAGGCCCAUUGAGAAUGCACCAGAAACGCUGUCCGAGUCUGACAGCACCCCGCAAAUCACCUCAAGAGACUUUACCGCUUUGAAUACUGUACCAGAGUCGGAUGUCACCCCACAAACCACACCAACAGACUUUGGUGCACUGAAAAAUAUCGACGAAGACACUGAUGAUAAGCCUACGACAAGAGAUCAUGCUGGAAGUGUGACGACCCCAACAGCUCCAGCUACUGAAGAGAGCUCGCAAAUGGAGCUCCAUUCGGUCGACGAGAGAAGUACUUUCCCCUCGUCAGUGAUCGAAGUGAUGCACGAGUACAUGUAUCAAGAGACAGACGAAGGUCCAAGCGCGCUUGACGGUCAUCCGCCACGGGGUGUUGGGAAGGAGAAAGGAUCUGCGAUACCUGAGCCAAUCAUGGCGGCCAUGGAAGCAAACGCCAAUCUCCUAAAAGAGCUUGAUGCCGCGAGACUGGAAACACAUGAGGCAAGAGAAAGAGCCGGGCAAGAGGUUGCAAAAAGAGCAGCUGCAGAGGAUAAUGCAAAAUACGCUGAAUCUGAAGCGAUGAGAGCAAAGGCAGCAUUGGCUACAGCUGAACAACAGCGACUUAGCUAUGCCGAGCCAAGCUACCAGAGGAACAGGAACAUACACGCGAUUGGUUCUAAGGAGAAAGCAUCUGAUGUUCCCGAGUCGUAUCUUUCUGUUAUGGCAUUCAAUACGAAGCUGCUAGAGCAGCUCAAUGAUGCAAGACGGGCAGCGCUUGAGGCAACUCAACAAGCCAACGAAGAGGGAGUACGGCGAGCAAUUGCUGAGGAAAGCGCCAAAAAGGCUGAAACGGAUGUAGUUUUUGCGAGAGGAGUCCUGGCGACAACUGCUCAGAAACGGGAGCUUCCUUCAAGUCAACCAAAAGAAAUGAGCCCAGAGCUUCUAAAACCUUUCAUGGUAGCGAUGGAAGCAAACGCAAAGCUAUUGGAGCAGCUCGACGAAGCUAGAAAGGAAGCUCUGGAAGCGAAAACACGGGCCACCAAAGAAAAGUUGAAACGAGCUGCUGCCGAAGACAAUGCCAAGCGUUUUGCAAUGGAAGCUGAGAAGGCCACCAUCAUGCUAUUGGAACGAGAUGGAACGAUAGAAGCUGCUGAUUUGGCUGCCGACCCUUGUUCAGUUGGCAAAGGAGGCACUUCUGAAAUGUCAAGUAUUCUGAAUACUCAACCUGCCACGGAGGAAUCCCUUGCUGACAAGGCCCAUCCUGUCGAAAUUGACCCAGAAAAGAGAGCGCAAGAACGUCGAGAACGAGCUAUGAGGGUGGUGGCAGAGCGCAGGCAGCGUGAAGCCGAACAAGCUGAAGCAAGAACUGAAGCAGAAACACUAGAAAAGGAGCAUCGGGAACGAAUUCGAAUAGCUGUGGAAGAACGCAAGAGAAAGACUAGAGAAGCCAUGGAGGCAAGGAAGCAAAUGACCUAUGAAAGAGCAAUGCAAGGAAUGAAAUCAUACACCAUGCUAUCUAAUGGAGAUGAAGCACUGCAAGCUGCCAAACGCGCGAAAGAAUUGCUCCAGGCAAAACGAGCUCGCGAAGAGGCACCAGCGCCAAAGAAGAGUGACGAGGCGAGCAAUGCAAAGCCAGCUCCAAAAUAUUCAUUUGAAUAUUUGGAGCCAUCUGUGCAAAAUGAUCAUGACGAUCCACCUGUUCAAUCGUCGAACGAUCCUCCAGGCACACAAGCCGUUGGAAAGAUGAUGUCCGGUGCCUAUGGGCCAGUUCAAAGAGAUCCUUCUGGAGACGCGCUUCGAAGUAAAAUCUUUGUCGAUCGUGCUGUCACUAAGGGUCCGUCUGAUGGCACGAAGAGGGUAGAUAGUGAUGAAAUCACUCAUGAAGAUUGGUACUCCAAAAUGGAAAAGGUCGCCAUGAGUCAUACUACUGAGCAUGGCCAAGAUGACGUCCAACACGAAGAAUCCAACAUGUCACCAGAAGACUGGUAUAAUGAAAUUGAAGCACUUUCCAGGGAUUCUGAAGUAGAAUCGAAUGCAGACUCGGAUAUGAAACGAGCCAUUGAAGAGGCUCAACGAAAAGCACGGGCUAGCAACCUGGAAGCCGAUGAUAUUGACAACGAGAUGUCGGAGGACAUUGAAGCCAUUCGUCGCGACGUCAUGAAAAUGUCAAAGGAUGAAGCUGUGAACCAGAUUUUGCGGCAAGUUUCCAGUGACGCCAAAAACAAGCCAGAACAGGAUUCUCACAUGGGGCGCCCUUCGGCGUUUGAUCUCGAUCUGGAACCAUCUACGGGGGAAGACGCUGACUACACCAUGGGUGCUCCUAGCGAAGGCUCAUCGGUGUCGGCUGGGGGUUUUGAACUCCGAUCGCAGCAAGCGUCUUACCAAAAGAGUCACCAUACAUCUCAGUCCCGAUCCAGCCGCAAAUCUGCACGACUUCGAAAGGAGAAGAACCAAGUUUCUAGAGUACCAGCAUCAGCACCAAAGAAGAAACUUGUUGGUAGAACCAAGCCUAAUUGCAUGAAGAACAUAAGUUGGCGAUCCAAUCCGGAAGAUAGCUUCAGUGAUUGGAAAGUUGAAAUAAAGCACAAGGAAACUGGCAAAGUCGAUGUGUAUCAUUUGCAUCGAAACGUUCUGGGAUAUGGCGUUCGGAAAAGCGAAUAUUUUGCCGCUCAGUUCCAAGAGGAUCGUGUGGUGAACGGCUACUAUGAGACCAAGUCUCCCAAAGUGACUCAACUUGACCUACCUCAAGCCUGGGCCAACAUCUUCCCAAUGGUCUUGGACUUUUUGUACCACAACCGUGAAAAAACUCUCAAAUUGACUGCCAAUCGCUCUUGUGCCAUGUACAAGUGGGCCGAAUUUCUUGGCAUACCAGCUUUGAAGACCACCAUUGUCGAGUUUUACAACAAGAACAUUUCGCUGAAGAACUUUGGUCGCUUUAUAGCCUCGGCUGUUCAAAUGAAAGCGGGCCCAUUGGUGGUUGCUUCCAAGAGCAAGAUUGGACGAUUGGUCACCCAACAACCCAAUCAAGCCUGGCGCCUCGCCCCCCAGUUCCUAGUCUCGGUCCUGGAAGCGAACCGCAAAGAAUUGAUUAACAAGGCCAAGAACAAGGAAGUCCAGCCACAGGCCUUCCAAAACGCCUCUUGCAAAUGGUCCAAGGCCAUUUACUUUUGCGUCAGCAAGAACAAAAAGGUAGUCACACACAAGAUUUUUUGUGAUUUGACGAGUGAGACUGCCAUUCCCGUCAUUGACCCCACAGUGGCCCUAGCCCUAUUGAUUUUGGAUGUGGAACUACUAGCCGCUGACGACAACAAGGUGUACUCCAAAUUCCAAAAACGUUGCGUCAAGAGCAUUGUUCAGAAUUGGGAUUCCUUCCGACUUAAGUAUCCCAAUCAAACUGCCCUCACAUCAGCCCUACAAAAACUUCCUUCGGAUGUUCUGGCGGAGAUUUUGAUCUUGUCCAACAAUCGAGGCAAAUCGAAUCCUCAAACUGCCAUUUAG
This is a messenger RNA of Cylindrotheca closterium, 7578 nucleotides long. The record is from the annotation of a GenBank genome assembly. NCBI's taxonomy places the organism in Eukaryota, Bacillariophyta, Bacillariophyceae, Bacillariales, Bacillariaceae.